AUGAAGAUCAUCCUUUUUGUCACUAGUGUCAUCAUUGUUGGACUAGCCAGUGCUGCACCCAUGUACCACCAAGAUCUCAGCGAGCCUUCAAACGGCCAUGAUCGUAACGACAUCAUUGGGUUUCCACCAUGGUUUGGCUUUCCACCAUGGUUUGGAGGAUCUUUGCUUCCACCGUUCCCUCCGCUACCACCGUUGCCACCGUUGCCACCAGUACCACCAUUCUAG
This is a messenger RNA of Lichtheimia ornata, 225 nucleotides long. RefSeq lists its product as uncharacterized. NCBI's taxonomy places the organism in Eukaryota, Fungi, Mucoromycota, Mucoromycetes, Mucorales, Lichtheimiaceae. The record is from RefSeq and is a predicted model, not a curated record. Bases 1 to 225 code for a protein of 74 amino acids. The transcript has a single exon.